AUGAAUGCUGAGACUUGCGUCUCUUACUGCGAGUCGCCGGCUGCUGCCAUGGACGCCUACUACAGCCCGGUGUCGCAGAGCCGGGAGGGCUCCUCGCCUUUCAGGGCAUACCCCGGCGGCGAGAAGUUCGGCACAACUUUCCUCUCGGCCGCCGCCAAAGGGCAGGGAUUCGCAGACGCCAAGAGCCGGGCCCGCUACGGCGCGGGGCAGCAGGACCUGGCGGCACCCCUGGAGAGCGGCGCCGGGGCGCGGGGCUCCUUUACCAAGUUCCAGCAGCAGCCGCAGCCGCAGCCGCCGGCCCCGCAGCCGCCGCCGCCGCCGCCCGCGCAGCCCCCGCAUCUCUACUUGCAGCGCGGCGCUUGCAAGACUCCCCCGGACGGCAGCCUCAAACUCCAGGAAGGCAGUGGCGGCCACAACGGGGCCUUGCAGGUCCCCUGCUACGCCAAAGAGAGCUCCCUGGGUGAGCCAGAGUUGCCGCCGGACUCUGACACCGUGGGGAUGGACAGCAGCUACCUCAGUGUGAAGGAGGCUGGAGUGAAGGCACCCCAGGACCGGGCCAGCGCCGAGCUGCCCAGCCCGCUGGAGAAGGCUGACUCCGAGAGCAACAAGGGCAAGAAGCGGAGGAACAGAACUACCUUCACCAGCUACCAGUUGGAGGAGCUGGAGAAGGUCUUCCAGAAGACCCACUACCCCGACGUGUAUGCCCGGGAGCAGCUGGCCAUGAGGACAGACCUCACCGAGGCCCGCGUGCAGGUCUGGUUCCAGAACCGGAGGGCCAAGUGGAGGAAGAGGGAGCGUUUUGGGCAGAUGCAGCAGGUUCGAACCCACUUCUCCACUGCCUACGAGCUGCCCCUCCUCACCCGAGCGGAGAACUACGCCCAGAUUCAGAACCCAUCCUGGAUCGGCAACAAUGGGGCUGCCUCGCCAGUGCCAGCCUGUGUGGUCCCCUGCGACCCGGUGCCCGCCUGCAUGUCGCCUCAUACCCACGCCCCCGGCUCCGGGGCCAGCGGCGUCACCGACUUCCUGAGCGUCUCCGGGGCAGGCGGCCACGUGGGCCAGACACACAUGGGAGGCCUGUUUGGAGCAGCGGGCCUCAGCCCGGGCCUCAACGGCUACGAGCUCAACGGCGAGCCGGACCGCAAGACCUCGAGCAUCGCGGCCCUGCGCAUGAAGGCCAAGGAGCACAGUGCGGCCAUCUCCUGGGCCACAUGA
Molecule: messenger RNA, 1212 nt
Organism: Neomonachus schauinslandi (Hawaiian monk seal)
Lineage: Eukaryota; Metazoa; Chordata; Mammalia; Carnivora; Phocidae
Gene: ALX4
Product: ALX homeobox 4
Exons: 4
Coding region: 1-1212 (403 amino acids)
Biological process (GO): regulation of transcription by RNA polymerase II
Molecular function (GO): DNA-binding transcription activator activity, RNA polymerase II-specific; RNA polymerase II transcription regulatory region sequence-specific DNA binding
Source: RefSeq, a predicted model, not a curated record